AUGCGCACUUUAAUUCUCGACAACGGCUCUUACACUAUCAAAGCCGGGUACGCAGACACUCAGGCGCCACAGCACUUUCCAAACACAAUCACUCGAACACGGCGCACCAAGCGUAUCCAAGUGGGCGACCUCUCAACCCACACAAGUGACCUCUCCGGGCUCUACUUCCGAUCACCCUUCGACCGCGGCCACUUGGUGCAUUGGGACGUGCAGCUGCCGAUCUGGGACCGACUACUUAGCAAUGACUGCCUCCAAUGCACACCCGCUGUGACCCAGUUAGUGAUGACCGAACCAAUGUUUAAUUUCUCACGGUGCCAGAAACAAACCGAUGAGAUUAUUUUUGAGGAAUACGGGUUUGCGUCUUUUGCACGGAUGCCUGCACCCAUAUUAUGUGCUGCGGCAGCAGCAGGAGAACAAGCGGAUGGUUGCGUGUUGGUAGUGGAUUUGGGUCAUACUUGUUCAUACGUGGUUCCUGUGUGCAAUGGUGUGGUGGUUCGUGGCGCAGUGCGUCGUGUGGAUAUUGGCGGCCGCAUGCUGACCAACUACCUCAAGGAAACCGUCUCCUUCCGCCACUGGGACAUGAUGGAUGAGUCCUUUAUUGUGGACUCGGUUAAGCGAAAAACCUGCUACGUCGCAUUGGAUUUUCACAAGCGGCUGGCCACCGCCCGCCUGCAGCAGCCAUUGCGUUACGUGCUUCCAGACUUUACACAUUCCAAGCAGGGCUUCAUUCACGGCGAUGAUCCCAAGGCCCUAGCGCUGAUGGAGAACCCACAGGUGUUGCCCCUGGGUAAUGAGCGGUUCGCCAUUCCCGAGGCAUUGUUUUUCCCACAGGAUGUCGGCCUCGAUGACCAAGGAGGCGUGCACCUGGCCAUAAUGCAGGCGGCGGAAGCGUGUGGCGAGGAUCUGAGGGGACUGAUGUUGGGAAAUAUUGUGCUGGUUGGCGGUACUGCGAGAUUGGACGGGCUGAGGGAGAGGGUGGAGAGGGAGGUGAGAGCAUUGGCUUUGGUUGAGGAUCACGUUGCUGUGACUGUGGGAUGUGCGGGCAGUGAUGACCCUGCAGAGUGUGCUUGGUGGGGUGGCGCGAGGGAAAUGAAUGAUUCAGAGAGAUUUGUUAAGAAAGAGUUGUAUGAGGAGUGGGGGCCGGAUAGGACCCUUCAAUAUUUUGAUAAAUUGGUUUGA
Molecule: messenger RNA, 1179 nt
Organism: Kickxella alabastrina
Lineage: Eukaryota; Fungi; Kickxellomycota; Kickxellomycetes; Kickxellales; Kickxellaceae
Product: actin family
Exons: 1
Coding region: 1-1179 (392 amino acids)
Cellular component (GO): Swr1 complex
Molecular function (GO): nucleosome binding
Source: RefSeq, a predicted model, not a curated record